UGGAGGUGAGGACACCGACGCCUCUCAACUCGCUGUUUAUUGGAUGUCUUUGCGUCCGUCGAUGCAGCGAUCGGUUCGAUGAAGUCUGGACGUGUAUAUUUCGAAGAUCGGUGACCGGGAACUCCGAAUCCAACCUAGUUUCUGCGAAAAGAUUCGAUCUCUGUUCGUGUUUUUUCAUGGUGGAAUCCAUGAAGAAAAAUCCUCAAGCGGAUGCGUGCCGAUGGUAAAUUGAGAAUAGCGUUCUGUACUGUCUGAUGUUUGUGGAAAGUACGGUAUAUAUUCAGUCAAGGAGGAAAGAAGGAUUCUUGGUGAUUAGUCGAGAAAGAGAGGAAGAUUCCUGGUGAUUUUUGUUAGAAUGGAUCAAGGAAUGGCCACUGGAAGCGAUAAUUUGCUCUCGGCCGUGGUGCCCCUGAUGAAGCUAUUGUGCCUUACUGUCAUUGGCCUCAUCCUCGCGCACCCUCGAACCCAAAUCGUUCCUAGGGCCACAUUCAAACUACUUAGCAAGCUUGUCUUCGCCCUCUUCCUUCCCUGCCUCAUUUUUGUCCAUCUCGGCCAGUCGGUCACCGUUGAUGAUGUCUUGCUUUGGUGGUUUGUGCCCAUCAAUGUGCUCAUUAGCACCGCAAUAGGCUGUGCUCUUGGAUACAUAGUCGCCAUCGUUUGUCACCCCCCGCCUCAAUUCUUCCGGUUCACCAUUAUCAUGACCGGUUUUGGCAACACAGGCAAUCUCCCAAUUGCCAUAGUUGGAUCGGUCUGCCAUAGCUCGGAUAAUCCGUUUGGCCCAGAUUGCCGUCGAGCUGGGAUUGCAUAUGUAUCAUUUGCUCAAUGGGUCGCAGUUAUUUUAGUUUACACAUUUGUUUAUCACAUGAUGGAACCGCCAAUGGAGUACUAUGAGAUUGUUUCUGAAGAGAAUGAGAUUGAGGAAGAAGAACCUAUCAGUAAUGCCAGUAGACCAUUGCUCCAUGAAGCUGAGUGGCCAGGAAUGGUAGACAAAGAGACAACACAUUCCAAGACACCAUUCAUAGCCAGAGUGUUUAUGAGCAUUUCUGGAUCAUCUCAAAACACUUUUCCGGAUAUUGAUUUUUCUGAGGAGGGAGGUUCAACUGCUGGGCCUAGUAGUCCAAAGUCCCUUAGGUGCUUUGCAGAACCCAAAGUUGUACAAAGGAUGAGAGUUGUUGCAGAACAGACUCCAAUACGGCACAUCCUUCAGCCUCCAACAAUUGCUUCUUUAUUGGCGCUUAUAGUGGGAUUGGUUCCAGUGUUUAAAGCUUUUGUUUUUGGCUAUGAUGCACCACUUUCGUUCUUCACAGAUAGUCUGGAAAUCUUAGCCGGAGCAGUGGUUCCCUCGGUAAUGUUAAUUCUUGGAGGAAUGUUGGCAGAAGGUCCUAAUGAUUCAGCUCUUGGGAUCAGAACUACAAUUGGAAUCGUUGUUACAAGGCUUUUGGUGCUUCCAUUAGUGGGGAUUGGAGUGGUUGCAUUGGCUGAUAAGAUGCAUCUUUUGAUUGAAGGAGACCAGAUGUACCGCUUUGUUCUCUUAUUGCAGUAUACCACACCAAGUGCUAUAUUGUUGGGGGCCAUUGCUAGCUUGAGGAAUUAUGCAGUGAGGGAAGCUUCAGCACUCCUGUUCUGGCAGCACAUAUGUGCUGUGGUAUCUCUCUCAUUUUAUAUUGUUAUUUACUUCAAGCUGCUCUCAUAUGUUUAAGGUUAGGCCCUUCUAGUUGUUUUUAUUUUGAGGAUGCAUGAUUAGUCUAUGAUGGCAACUUAAUGAACUCAUUGUUAUUUUGUCAAUUAUGGUCCGUAAUGAAUAAGAUUGAUUUUUUCAUUAUCUUGUAUAAACAAUGUUGGAUAAUAUAAGGAUUAUCAAUUUA
Messenger RNA from Musa acuminata subsp. malaccensis (wild Malaysian banana), 1865 nucleotides. The record is from RefSeq and is a predicted model, not a curated record. Lineage: Eukaryota; Viridiplantae; Streptophyta; Magnoliopsida; Zingiberales; Musaceae.